UGACGAGCCAAGGAAAUGAAUUGCAGAUGUGAACAUUCAGGAAGAAAAGUCAGUGUUGGAGAUCAGAUUCUUUUUCAGCUGUUCAGCUUCAUCAUGGAUGACACACACACAUCCAGAGAUAAAGAUUUUUCUCCAGAUGGCAGUUCAUUUCAUCAGAAGAGAUCAGAACCAGAGCCCAGCUGUGUGUCUAUGAAGAGUGACGCGUCUAUGGAUCGGCCAGUAAAUUUUAAGAGUGUGGAUACAAAGUCUGAUCUAAGCCAUGAAGUCCUCAACAUGUUUAGAUCAAAUCUGAUGAAGAAGUUUGAGUGUCUUUAUGAAGGAACAGCAAAUCAGGGAAACCCAACACUCCUGAAUGAGAUCUACACUGAGCUCUACAUCACAGAGAGUGAGAGUGGAGAGAUCAGUAAUGAACAUGAGGUGAGACAGAUUGAAACACAAUCCAGGAGAGCAGCAACAGAGGACACACAGAUCAAAUGCAAUGACAUCUUUAGACCUUUACCUGGACAAGACAAACCCAUCAGAACUGUGCUGACGAAGGGAGUCGCUGGCAUUGGAAAAACAGUCUCUGUGCAGAAGUUCAUCCUGGACUGGGCGGAAGAGAAAGAGAAUCAGGACGUCCAGCUCAUAUUUCCACUUCCUUUCAGAGAGAUCAAUCUGAUGAAGGACAAAACACUCAGUCUUUCAGAUCUUCUUCAUGUCUUUUUCCCUGAAACUAAGGAAAUAGAAAUAUCCAGUGACAAAUAUAAAGUGUUGUUCAUCUUUGAUGGUCUGGACGAGUGUCGUCUGUCUCUGGAUUUUCAGAGCAAUGUGAGGUUGUGUGAUGUAAGUGAAUCAGCUUCAGUGGACGAGCUGCUGACGAACCUCAUUGUGGGGAAUCUGCUUCCCUCUGCUCUCAUCUGGAUCACCUCCAGACCAGCAGCAGCCGAUCUCGUCCCCUCUGAGUGUGUCCAUCGAGUGACAGAGGUACGAGGGUUCAAUGAUCCACAGAAGGAGGAAUACUUCAGGAAGAGAAUCAGUGAUCAGAGUCUGGCCAAUACAAUCAUCACACACCUGAAGUCCUCAAGGAGCCUCUACAUCAUGUGCCACAUCCCAGUGUUCUGCUGGAUCUCAGCCACUGUUCUGGAGAAGAUGAUGAGCGAAGCAGAGAGAGGAGAGAUUCCCAAGACUCUCACUCAAAUGUACACACACUUCCUGAUCCUUCAGACCAACAUCAACCAUGAGAAGGACUAUGAGAAGAACGUGACAGAUGAAGACAUGAUCCUCAAACUGGGGAAACUGGCUUUUCAGCAGCUUGUGAAAGGCAAUGUGAUCUUCUAUGAGGAAGACCUGAGAGAGUGUGGUAUUGAUGUGACAGAAGCAUCAGUGUACUCAGGAUUGUGCUCUCAGUUCUUCAGAGAGGAGUUUGGUUGGUAUCAGGGGAAAGUCUUCUGCUUUGUUCAUCUGAGCGUUCAGGAACAUCUAGCGGCUCUAUAUGUGCACCUCUCCUUUAUAAACACCAACACAAAUGUGUUUGACUCAAUCACUAAACAGAGUUUGCGGUCUAAAGUUAAGGACUGGUUUCGACAAAAUUCAUCAGAACAUGUUUCAUUAUCUGACCUACAUAAGAGAGCUGUGGAUGAGGCUCUACAGAGUAAAAAUGGACAUCUGGACCUUUUCCUGCGGUUCCUUCUGGGUCUGUCAGUGGAGUCUCCUCAGAUUCUCCUUCAAAGACUAAUGAAACAGACAAGAACAUCUGACAGCAAUGUGGAAACAGUUGAGUAUAUCAAGAAGAAGAUCAGGACCAUUGACUCUCCAGAGAAAUCCAUCAAUCUGUUCCACUGUCUGAAUGAACUGGGUGAUCAUUCACUAGUGGAGGACAUACAACAGUAUCUGAAAUCUGGAAGAAUAAGUGAAGCCAAACUCUCUUCAUCUCAGUGGUCAACUGUAGCUUUUGUGUUGUUGACAUCAGAGGAGAAGCUGGAUGAGUUUGAUAUUAAUCAUUUUGUUGGAAGAGACAAUAAAACUGAAAAACUAAAGUUUUUUCAGAAGCUGCUUCCUGUGAUUAAAGAAUCCAGAUUAGUUCGGUUGAGGGAUUGUGGCGUCACAGAUGAAGGUUUUGCUGCUCUGACUUCAGCUCUGAGAUCAAACUCUGAACACCUGAGAGAACUGGAUCUGUCUGAGAAUAAAAUAGGAAAAUCAGUGAAUCUGCUGUCUGAUGUACUACAGAAUCCUCACUGUAAACUGGAGAAACUGUGGUUGAGGGAUUGUGGCGUCACAGAUGAAGGUUUUGCUGAUCUGACUUCAGCUCUGAGAUCAAACCCUGAACACCUGAGAGAACUGGAUCUGUCUGAGAAUAAAAUAGGAAAAUCAGUAAAUCUGCUGUCUGAUGUACUACAGAAACCUCACUGUAAACUGGAGAAACUGUGGUUGAGGGAUUGUGGCGUCACAGAUGAAGGUUUUGCUGCUCUGACUUCAGCUCUGAGAUCAAACCCUGAACACCUGAGAGUAUUGAAUCUGUCUGGGAAUAAAAUAGGAAAAUCAAUGAAUCUGCUGUCUGAUGUACUACAGAAUCCUCACUGUAAACUGAAGAAACUGUGGUUGAGGGAUUGUGGCGUCACAGAUGAAGGUUUUGCUGAUCUGACUUCAGCUCUGAGAUCAAACCCUGAACACCUGAGAGAACUGGAUCUGUCUUGGAAUAAAAUAGGAAAAUCAGUGAAUCUGCUGUCUGAUGUACUACAGAAUCCUCACUGUAAACUGGAGAGUCUGUGGUUGUGGGAUUGUGGCGUCACAGAUGAGGGUUUUGCUGAUCUGACUUCAGCUCUGAGAUCAAACCCUGAACACCUGAGAGAACUGGAUCUGUCAUUUAAUAAAAUAGGAAAAUCUGUGAAUCUGCUGUCUGAUGUACUACAGAAUCCUCACUGUAAACUGGAGAAACUGUGGUUGAGGGAUUGUGGUGUCACAGAUGAAGGUUUUGCUGAUCUGGCUUCAGCUCUGAGAUCAAACCCCUCACACCUGAGACAACUGGAUCUGUCUGGGAAUAAAAUAGGAAGUUCCGGUGUAACGCUUAUCUGUGCUGUACUCGAAGAUACUCACUGUAAAUUGGAGCAACUGUGGUUGAAGGAUUGUGGCGUCACAGAUGAAGGUUGUGCUGAUCUGGCUUCAGCUCUGAGAUCAAACCCCUCACAUCUGAGACAACUGGAUCUAUCUGAGAAUAAACUGGGAAGACAUUCAGUAAAUCUUCUCUCUGCUUUACUGGAGGAUCAUCACUGUAAACUGGAGAUACUGGGGUUGAGGGAUUGUGGCGUCACAGAUGAAGGUUUUGCUGAUCUGACUUCAGCUCUGAGAUCAAACCCUGAACACCUGAGAGAACUGAGUCUGUCUGGGAAUAAAAUAGGAAAAUCAGUGAAUCUGCUGUCUGAUGUACUACAGAAUCCUCACUGUAAACUGGAGAAACUGUGGUUGAAGGAUUGUGGUGUCACAGAUGAAGGUUUUGCUGCUCUGACUUCAGCUCUGAGAUCAAACCCUGAACACCUGAGAGUACUGGAUCUGUCUGGGAAUAAAAUAGGAGAAUCAGUGAAUCUGCUGUCUGAUGUACUACAGAAUCCUCACUGUAAACUGGAGAAACUGGGGUUGAGGGAUUGUGGCGUCACAGAUGAAGGUUUUGCUGCUCUGACUUCAGCUCUGAGAUCAAACCCUGAACACCUGAGAGAACUGAAUCUGUCUGGGAAUAAAAUAGGAAAAUCAGUGAAUCUGCUGUCUGAUGUACUACAGAAUCCUCACUGUAAACUGGAGAAACUGUGGUUGAAGGAUUGUGGCGUCACAGAUGAAGGUUUUGCUGCUCUGACUUCAGCUCUGAGAUCAAACCCUGAACACCUGAGAGUACUGGAUCUGUCUGGGAAUAAAAUAGGAGAAUCAGUGAAUCUGCUGUCUGAUGUACUACAGAAUCCUCACUGUAAACUGGAGAAACUGGGGUUGAGGGAUUGUGGCGUCACAGAUGAAGGUUUUGCUGCUCUGACUUCAGCUCUGAGAUCAAACCCUGAACACAUGAGAGUACUGAAUCUGUCUGAGAAUAAAAUAGGAAAAUCAGUGAAUCUGCUGUCUGAUGUACUACAGAAUCCUCACUGUAAACUGAAGAAACUGGGGUUGAGGGAUUGUGGCGUCACAGAUGAAGGUUUUGCUGCUCUGACUUCAGCUCUGAGAUCAAACCCUGAACACCUGAGAGAACUGAAUCUGUCUGAGAAUAAAAUAGGAGAAUCAGUGAAUUGGCUGUCUGAUGUACUACAGAAUCCUCACUGUAAACUGGAGAAACUGGGGUUGAGUCAUUGUGGCGUCACAGAUGAAGGUUGUGUUGCUCUGGCUUCAGCUCUGAGAUCAAACCCUGAACACCUGAGAGUACUGGAUCUGUCAUUUAAUAAACUAGGACAUUCAGGAGUGAAGUUGCUCUCUGUUCUGAAGGAUGAUCCACAUUAUAAACUGAAGGAACUAGUUUACUGACUCUCAGUAUUUAGACGUCAGUCCAGUUUCCUCAGGAUCAGCUGAUGGUGAAUAAGGAGCCGCUACAGAGACUGAAGACACAGAGACACACAGCGAUCACACUGACGUGUGUGUGUGACUUCACACCAGUCUCUUGUUUUGUAGUAAUGGCUCAUGAAAAUGAGUGCUGAAAACAGCAGCUUUGAAUUGUUUAAAAAAUCUGAGACUACAGAAAAGAUCAAUGUUGUAAAUUUUUCUACCAGCAGAAGGAUAC
Messenger RNA from Rhinichthys klamathensis goyatoka, 4726 nucleotides. Its product is annotated as NACHT, LRR and PYD domains-containing protein 12-like. The record is from RefSeq and is a predicted model, not a curated record. NCBI's taxonomy places the organism in Eukaryota, Metazoa, Chordata, Actinopteri, Cypriniformes, Leuciscidae. The transcript has 19 exons. Bases 16 to 4473 code for a protein of 1485 amino acids. Gene Ontology annotation, molecular function: protein binding.